CAGGUGAUUGUAGCACUUCCUCUCUUUUUGACAACAGCUAUUUGCUACGAGCAGAGAAAAGCAAAAAUAUGACGACACCCCCUUUUACAAACGCAAAUAUAAUUUAUAACUUGAAUCCACACGCAAAAAUAAUCAUUAUAUUGAGAAAUCCAAUUUCAAGACUGUAUUCGGACUAUAUCUAUUUUAACAAAAGAAUUGCCAAUGCAGCAGAUUUCCAUAGCAGAGUCAUGUCUAUGAUAGGCUCGUUAACCAGCUGCUUGAAGAUUCACAGUUUAUGUUAUUGUGCAUAUUUCUUGGAUUAUACGGUUAAAAUACAAAUCGGUAUUUACCAUAUUUACAUCGAAGAUUUCAUGCGAGUAUUCCCAAAAGAUCAAAUAAAGAUUCUCAAACUAGAGGCAUUUUCCAAAAAUAAACACAAGGCCAUGGCAGAUAUAUUUAGCUUUUUAGGAACCAGGUUGCCAUCCACAAGUUUGAUGGAAAAGAUCGCAGGACGGACAGAGGCAAAUACAAACUUUAAGCGAAAAGCAGAGGUUGGAGAAAUGUGGCCACAAACAUACAAACUUUUAUAUAAAUUUUAUAAGCCGUUUAAUGAUCAACUGGUGAAGUUACUAGGCAAUAGAUUUAAUUACAACUGAAAAUAAACAUACUCGUUCUCAGUUCUUAAAUAUUUGAAAUAUGACUUUUUGUAGUGUUAGAUUUUUUUUUGUUGUGUUUAACGUCGCACCGACACAGUUAUAGGUUAUAUGGAGACUUUCCAGCUUUGAUGGUGGAGGAAGACCCCCAGGUGCCCCUCUGUGCAUUAUUUCAUCACGAGCGGGCAACUGGGUAGAACCACCGACCUUCCGAAAACAAGCUGGUCAGCGACCUUAACCACUCGACCACAGAGUCCCCUUGAAAUAUAAAAAAAUACGUUCUUGUACAAAUCACUUGACACCUCAGUAGUUCGAAAUUGUUGAACUUUACUUCUAUUAGUAUGACAUACUAUACUUACAUGACAAAAAGUACACUAAACAGAAACAAAAAACUAUUCUGAUUUUUUGAAAUGUACCUGACAGGUAGUAUUAUUUUCGGCUUUCUUCAUCAUAACAAAACGCAAUGGAGUCAUGUAACAGCAAAUGACGUAACGUCAAUAUCCUGAAAUUCUACAAUAAAACAACCAUGUAUGCGGACAUGUAAUUAUUUUUUUUUAUUGUACUAUUAUUGUAUUGUUGCAGAGAAGGCUAUAGAACAUCUAUAAUGAAAAAGUUAUAUAAGAGCAAAAUCAGCAACCAGCUUUACAGUGCUUAUCAGUCAUUCUUCAUAAUACCCAGUUCACAGUUCAUACUUUACACUUCACGCUUCAGACGUGUCUUGAUAUAUAUAUAUAAGUAAGAACUAUUAAUUUCAUUACCUCUCCUUACCACACUCAAUUACAGAGUCAUCUUUAAUGUUGCUUGGAUGCAUUCUAUUUUUUCAAAGGAUCUUCUUUAAGGUCUUAAAAGUUGUUUGAACAAUUAUUAUAGAUAGUUUUAAGAGUAUUGUACUUUUGUUCGUAAUGCAUUCAAAACAAAUUAAAAUACGCUUAAAAUACGCUACCACUGUAUUUUGAUGUAUUUAGAAAUAUGUAGGACGAAAUUUGAAUCAUUGUUAUCAAUAUUAUGAUAUCAUUGAUUUGUUAAAACUUUGAAGUAUUAAUCUUAACAUUCUUUCUUUACUUUUGUCAACCAAGAAAUCAUCUGAAACAUUUAUCACACAUUCAAUGUUGCUUUUUCAUUUUGAAUAAAUGCAUCUAUCAGUUUAAUUAAACUAAUAUCAGUUUCGUUAUUAUGUUGUUGUUUUGUUUGAUGGGCUCAGUAUUGUUGUCAAUAAUUACAUUUUACUUUAAUUAUGUAUUUUAUGUAUAUAGUCUGUAUAUAUUAAUUAUGCAUAAAUCCCUGCUAACAUCCAUACAGUGAUAAUAGGCAUACAAUAUGGAACUGCCUUUCAUGGAAAAAGGUCUUAAUGAAAUAUUUAUUUUGAGUGAUUGUGAAAUGUGUCUAUGCAGUUAUGUACAUGAGAAAUAAAGCAUUUUGUUUUUGAGUUUCAGAAAAAAAAUCGUUGCAUUGAGAUAUUGUGUGCUUAUAUAUAAAAUAUUCACUGUUGACAAUUAGCACUGAACAAAAACUAAAACAAAAAGAA
Mercenaria mercenaria is the source of this 2157-nucleotide messenger RNA. Its product is annotated as carbohydrate sulfotransferase 15-like. Bases 69 to 635 code for a protein of 188 amino acids. The transcript has 4 exons. Gene Ontology annotation, molecular function: N-acetylgalactosamine 4-sulfate 6-O-sulfotransferase activity. Gene Ontology annotation, biological process: hexose biosynthetic process. The record is from RefSeq and is a predicted model, not a curated record. NCBI's taxonomy places the organism in Eukaryota, Metazoa, Mollusca, Bivalvia, Venerida, Veneridae.